This is a messenger RNA of Ostrea edulis (European flat oyster), 2006 nucleotides long. Its product is annotated as kelch-like protein 24. The transcript has 2 exons. Gene Ontology annotation, molecular function: protein binding. The record is from RefSeq and is a predicted model, not a curated record. Lineage: Eukaryota; Metazoa; Mollusca; Bivalvia; Ostreida; Ostreidae. The coding region runs from base 305 to 1999 and encodes 564 amino acids.
UUAAUUACCGCAUAAAUUAGUGUAGGAUCUGGGGGAAAUUAACGAUGUUGCAGCACCUACCACUCUUGGUUGUGUCAUUUCGGUCUCUGCAAUCCCCUUUGGGAGCAGAAAAGAUACCAUUUUAGGUCGCACCCCUUCGAUAUUUUGGAUCCGCCCCUGUAAGCAUACUUCCAAUGCUUUAAAAACUUGCUUGCGUUUUUAAAAUGUAUUUAAAUAACUUGACAACGUAUCAGAGUUAUCCUUCUUGGAAUCUUGCCUAAACGCGUUAAGAAAAUUAAAUGGCGAGCAGAGAAACAUAGACAUUAUGGGACAGACUGAUUACAUCACAGCACUGUGUUCUGGACUUCGUCAACUUUACGAGGCCUCUCAGUACAUAGAUGUGGAGAUCGUUGUUGAAAAUAAGACUUUUCACUGUCAUAGACUGGUUCUAUCGGCCAUGUCGCCCUAUUUUGACGCUAUGUUUUCUUCAGGAAUGAUAGAAUCCCAAAAUCACAAAGUCAACAUUCAGAAUGUCACAAGUUGUACCUUUGAUCAAAUAAUCAAGUUCAUUUAUGGUGGGAAUCUCGAAUUGGAUGAAGAAAAUGUCGGUGAAUUGUUGCAAGUAUCAGUCAUGAUGCAGAUAAAAUGUCUUCAAGAGCGUUGUGAAGAGUUCAUGAUAUCGAAAGUGGACACUGAGAACUGCAUCGGCACGUGGAAGCUUGCUCAGGGUCAUGGCUGUCAUUACUUAGCACAGAAAUCUUUUAGAUUCAUAUUGCAUUACUUCACAAAUAUCUGUCUAACCGAUGAUUUUAGAGCCUUGGAUGUGUACGAAGUUACAAGUAUUAUUAGUGACAAUGAUCUCAACGUAAAAGACGAGGAAAUCGUGACCGAGACAGUAUUUGAUUGGGUUCAUGCUGAUAUCGAUAACCGGAAACAACACAUCAAAACCUUAUUCGAACAUUUAAGACUUCCUCUUCUGCAACCAGAAUACUUACUAGAAGUUGUUGAACAAAAUCCUUUGAUUAAAGAUGAUAAGGAAUGCAAAGAAAUUCUUGAUGAAGCUAAGCGGUAUCAUUUAUUACCAGCUAGAAGACAGGAGUUUAUGUCACCAAGGUUGCUUUAUCGGAAUUCCGGAGAUUUUGAAGAAGUUGUCGUCUGCAUAGGCGGAAGUGAUGAAAGAGAGCGCACAACAAGAGCAGUCACAUGCUGUCGUUCAAACCUGACGUGGAACUACCUUGAACCGCUGCCCUACGAUCCUGGCGUUGAAUUUGCAACCUGUUCCUAUGGAAACGCAAUAUUUGUGUCCGGUGGAAGCUCAAAAUUGAAAGGAAUGCUGUGCUACCAUAGUAACUGGAACGCUUGGACAAAGUGUCAGUCGAUGUUGCUGGGAAGAAGACGUCAUUCUAUGGAAGCAGUGGGAGAAUCUGUUUAUGUUCUUGGAGGAUAUGACGAUGGAAAUGAGGAAGGGUUCCAAACGAUAUUAGCAUUAGAGAAAUUUACGCUAUCUACUGGUGAAUGGGAAGAUUGUGGCUAUCUCAGUACGCCUGUUCGCUCGGCUUCUUCCGCCGUUGAUCGUGAGAAAAUAUUCCUGUUCGGUGGGGUGACGGGAGAAAACUUUGACACAAAAAUUGUUCAGUGCUUUGACACUCGCCGUAACAUAUGCACUGUCAUUUCUCAACUUCCGGUUUUCUGUCGUUUAUCGUCUGCUCUUGGAUAUCAAAGAAAAAUUCUCAUCAUAUGUCCUGACGGGAAAGUACUGUCGUUUCAGGAUGGAACGGUGGAAGACCUGGGGAGCAUUUCAGGAUUUGAACGAUAUAGUUUUGGUUCAGUAUUGCAGGGGAAUUAUGUUAUUAUUUACGGAGGAAUCAAGUCAUCAGAAAUAUUUGAUGAAGUUGUUUGUUUCAAUAUAUCAAAUCGAACAGCCUCAUUGGCAGGAACGUAUAUGCCACAAAAACUGUCCGGAUUUGGUUGUGUAAAGUCAGUUAUCCACAAGAAAUAUUUGAAUAAACCUGUGGUUUAACAUGUAA